Molecule: messenger RNA, 1354 nt
Organism: Microbotryum saponariae
Lineage: Eukaryota; Fungi; Basidiomycota; Microbotryomycetes; Microbotryales; Microbotryaceae
Source: the annotation of a GenBank genome assembly
AUGACGACGACGCGGGCCGUCCCACCGCCACCGCCACCGCUUCCACCGCGCGCUCGGACAGAUUCCGAAGGUCUGACCGCUUCGGACGUGCCUGAUGAACCGCCGGUGAGUCAUAUACAUCCAUCGCUCGGAGCACGGCCAUUCACUUGAACGCUGACCUGGCCCUUCUGCCACACUUUUAGCCAGCCUACGAGGCCCAACCCAACCCAGCGACCCAAGAACAAACGCUGCAAUACGGUCCCUCCCGACCCUUUCAACCCGCAGCUGCCGCACCUCAUCAAUUCUACCCUCAGCAUCAGCAGCAACAGCAAAGCCAAGGACCGUAUUCCCCUCCUCCUUCGUCCCUGCCGCCGCCCAACUUUCCCUUUUGGAAUGGGCCUAACCUAUCGCAUCAACAGACGGGCUUCAUGCCCGGACCUUUGAACCCACCACCACCGCAGCAAGUACAGCAGCAAGGAGGAGGAGGCAACGGUUGGGCUCCGCCGCCGCACCACCCCCACUCCUCCCCUCCUACCGCACCUACCUCCGCAGCCUACGCCCCACCCACUUCCCCACCCCCCAAUUCCACAACGACCCCAACCCCUUCACCCCCCAAGAACUACGCGCCCACGACCGUCGCAACCGCCGGCCAACCGCUGCUCCGUAACAACCACAUCCUCGUCUACCCCAUCGGCAAAGACUCGUGUCCAAAAUGUCACAACACGGGUUAUAAACCUUUCGUAGGAAGAGGUGGUGACGAUCCGAAUCAUCCGUGUCGCAAAGUGAGCAAAAUCCUCCAAGGAGGAGUCGGGAGCAACGUUGUGGUUUGACUGACGUCCUGAUUUGGAUCCCUUGUUCACAGUGUUGGGAGAAAUUCGGUCGACCGUUCACUGGAGCGAUCCGUAUCGCCGCCACAUCAACGCCUACACCACCGAAUUACCAAAGACCACUACGACCAUCUUAUAGGCCCCCUACGGGAAUCCAAUUCGGCGGCGGGGUUUAUCCAGGUGCGGCGUAUCGACAAGCUCAGAGGCCCGGGAUGAUGCAACAGCAGGCAACGGCGAUGGGGAAUACGUACGGUCAACCCAACGCGACGUUCAAUCCGCCUUCGAGGAUUCAUGUCACUCAUCAACCGCCGAUAGGUGGUGGGGCAGUAGGUACGUUCGGUCAAAUUCUCCUCUUAACUGCUCACUUUGCCGUUCUCGAACCCGAGCUGAUCCGUUCGCACUACAAUCCCCUCGCAGUCUUCCGACCAGGUGAUCCACGAUUAGGAGGUAUGAGAUGUUAUCGUUGCGGUGGGGAAGGUACGACCUGGGGUAUCUUUUUUCAGGAAGAGACGUGCGAUUUAUGUAGAGGCGUCGGGAGGUUGUAUUGA